Molecule: messenger RNA, 1026 nt
Organism: Grosmannia clavigera kw1407
Lineage: Eukaryota; Fungi; Ascomycota; Sordariomycetes; Ophiostomatales; Ophiostomataceae
Product: 4 -phosphopantetheinyl transferase
Exons: 2
Coding region: 1-1026 (341 amino acids)
Cellular component (GO): cytosol
Molecular function (GO): holo-[acyl-carrier-protein] synthase activity; magnesium ion binding
Source: RefSeq, a predicted model, not a curated record
AUGGACGUUCUUUCAGCAUCUCCCGACCAGCCUGUGCUGGUGCAAUGGCUGCUGGACACACGCAGCUUGUGGCCCGAGGCCACGCAGACGCAGCAGCUCAAGACAGUGGCAUCGCGGGCACUUGGGGUCCUCCUGACGGACGCAGACCGGACAUCGGUGCUGCGAUACUUCCACGUGCGCGACGCCAAGAUGGCGCUGGCAUCGCUGCUGCUCAAACACCUGAUCGUGGCGCGCUGUGCGGGUGUGUGCUGGGAGCGCACGCGGCUGACGCGGAAUGCACACUCGAAGCCGGUCUACCGGGUGCCCGAGGGGGGCACGCAGCCAGUGGCCUUUAACGUCAGCCACCAGGCCGGACUGGUGAUGCUGGCGGCAGUCUACGGCGGCGAGAAGCGGCACGGCGUCGACGUGGGCGGCUUCUUUGACGUGGGCGUCGACGUCGUGUCGCCGGGUGAACGACGUGGCCGCGACCACCAAACAAUCGAUGCCGAGGGCUGGGGAUCGUUUGUGGACAUGCACGCAGACGUGUUUGCGACCGGCGAGGCCGAGUGCCUCAAGCACGAAGUGCUGAGCGUAGUGUCGUCGUCGUCGUUGUCGUCGUCAUUGAUGCUCAGCCCGAACAUGGAUCUGGUCGACCUCAAGCUGCGCUGCUUCUACACGCUCUGGUGUCUGCGCGAGGCGUACGUCAAGAUGACGGGCGAGGCACUGCUGGCGCCGUGGCUGGGCGAGCUCGAGUUCCGUCGGUUCCGGCCACCGCCACCGGUGCAGUCGCCACCGUCGGACACGACGGACUUGCGGCAGGACGCAGCGGCAGCCGUGACGACGCAUGACAUCCGGCUUCGCGGGCACGCCGUCAACGACGUCAACAUGUGUCUGCAGGCCCUCGGCGACGACUUCAUGGCGUGCACGGCCAUCCGGACACCAGCAGAGCCGGCGGCAGCAAUGGGGCUCGUCAUCGGGCCGUUUGAGGUGCUCGACCUGCAGGACAUGCUCGACUUUGCCGAGCGGUUUCGCGAAGGAAAGAUGUAG